AUGGGGAUAUUUUCUCGAAAAUCUCGCUCAUCUCGGGCAAUUACACGUUUAAUGUGGUGGCGAAUGAUCGAGAGGGACAAAGGUACAACAGAAGCUCAACUUGUCGAAACCAAGAAAAAAGUUGUGCUCUUGGAGUCGGAAAAAAACUCCGACAAAAAGUCCUCGGCUUGUCCAGUUCCUCCAUCAUUUGAAGGGAAAUGCCGUCUUGGGUGGACGUAUUUAGAGGCAACUGACUCCUGUUACUUUUAUCAUGAAAUCACUUACAAUGACGAGGGAGAGUUGAACACGUAUAACUUCAACUCGACACCAUUUCACAGUCCAUUGUCACGAAAGGCUCGAAAUUUGGCUGCUUCACAAGAUGAUGAAAAACAAGCAGUUGACCUGUUGAAGAUUUGCCGGGCUAAUGCGGAGAGGUUGACGCUUCUCAUCGACAGCAAAAGUGAUUGUGAAGUCUUCAAACAAAAUCUGACCAUCUGUGUGGCCAAUAACAAGGCGCUAAAGGAGGAGAAACUCACAGUCGAUGCUGAGCACAAAAAAGCAAUAACACUUAUUGAGAGAUUGGAAACAGAAAAAAGUACAACAGAAGCUCAACUUGUCGAAACAAAGAAAAAAGUUGUGCUCCUGGAGUCGGAAAAAAACUCCGAUAAAAAGCCCUCCGCUUGUCCAGUCCCUCGAUCAUUCAAAGGGAAAUGCCGUCUUGGGUGGAUGUAUUUAAAGGAAACUGACUCCUGCUACUUCUAUUAUGAAUUCACUUACAAUGACGAGGGAGAGUUGAACAAGUAUAAGUGGGAAACAGCCGAGGAGGACUGGGAGAUAAUUUCCAUGGCAGAUGUGCUA
Molecule: messenger RNA, 837 nt
Organism: Mesorhabditis belari
Lineage: Eukaryota; Metazoa; Nematoda; Chromadorea; Rhabditida; Rhabditidae
Source: the annotation of a GenBank genome assembly